Molecule: messenger RNA, 1648 nt
Organism: Anopheles arabiensis
Lineage: Eukaryota; Metazoa; Arthropoda; Insecta; Diptera; Culicidae
Exons: 6
Coding region: 270-920 (216 amino acids)
Source: RefSeq, a predicted model, not a curated record
CAAGAACAGUCAUGUUGCCGAAGAUGGACGCAAAGAUCUAGCAGAAGGAGAAGUAAACGCUUCGGAGCCAGAAGCAUCUUGUGUUAUCUGGACUAUUUGCAAAAGAGUGAAUACUAAAGAUCACUUCAUUCUGAUCUAGAGUGCAGCAUAAAGGCGCUUGGUGUAAAUUUAGUGAAAUUCUAUAGCUCGUACAGAGUCUAGUAGCAAAAGUUACAAGUGUGCGUCAAUAGGAAUUAACUGCAAAGUUCCUAACUUAAGUUAGUCCGAAAAUGGCUUCCAUGACUGAAUGUGAGGAAGAGCUUGCGUGUUUGACACGAGAAACAGUGAUGGAACAGGAUCAAUUAGAAAGCACUUUAUUAUGGUUUCUAUCGCAGAACUUUCUCAAGUCCACAAUAACAAAAUUUGUUUCGGUUGGAGAUGUUGCGCUCCUGAAGACGAUGGAUUCUGAUUCGUUAGCAUCGAUGGACAAUUUACUGAUGGCAGACGCUUUGGCACCAUGGAAGGUGAGCAAUUCGGAAAAUUUGUUAAAAGUACGUAAUCAAGUUUCGACCAACGCCAUGGAACUGAAUAGAUUGUACGCUCAGAUGCGAUCUGGCCAUCUUGAUAAGGAGUUGGAUAAAUGUCGCACUCAAAUUCGUGAAUUGCGUUCGAAAAAACAUUCCAUGCAAUAUGAUUUGAAUGCUAAACAACAGCGGGUGAACACAGAAGAACUAGAAAUGUCUGGCUUGGUAGACGUUUUGAAGGAGAUUUUACGAGACACUGAAACUACUAUUCAGUGUCACGAACAAGAGCUAGAAAAGGUGGAAAAUAGUUUUAAUGAUAACUAUGAUUCUCCGUUGUUUAGUCAAUUAUUUUCGCAGAUAUUUUGUUUUACCAAUGCAGCUGUAUUCCGUCUGGAUGCGGGUUUUACCUGGAAGUAAACGGAGCAUGGGUGAAGUCAGUUCGGUUUUUCUCUAUCUGAUUAGGAAGCUCGUGAGACUCAGGUAAUGUGUAGAAGGGGGACACGAGCAAAAUUAUUGACAGGAUCGGAUUGUACAAGUUUUUUUUCCUUCCAACGACUGUGUGGCUACGUAAUAUGUAUUGAAUUCGUUCCUGUCGGAAAGUAUGUACGAGGACUACGAAGAGAACGCCGUUCGGUGGAGAGCCUGCCAUCUUUAUGGGAUAGUGUAGAUAGGAUAAGCUGCGAAGUAAAACAAGUUUUUGGAAAACCAUUACUUAAUGGGUUCACUUUACUACAUAGCCACCAACUAGGUGCACACACAGCGAUAGCAGCCAGCCGGUUCGUCGAUACGCAUAGUUGUACUGUCCGAUGACUUUCGCGACUAUGUGUUGAUGCGAAACUUUUAGAUGACAUAGCAGUUACUUCCAGGUUGUUGCACGCGGAACGGAAUGAAAACCUCAUAUAUUCGAAAAUAAGCAAAGGAAAUCGAAAGACAGUGAGAAAUAAAGCGGACGCUAUUGCGGCCAGUGGCACUGGUUCAUUUCCUUCACGUGAAAAGGAAUUUGACCAACUAAGGUGCGACCUGCUAUAAUGCAAUAAGGGAAUCAGGAAAUCAUACAUGCUAAUUGACUGACUGUACUUGUAUUAACGGAAUGUUAUUCAUUACUGAAUAUUUAUUGAAUAUAUGGGUUAGUAAUGCAAGCAACA